This is a messenger RNA of Amborella trichopoda, 810 nucleotides long. The record is from RefSeq and is a predicted model, not a curated record. Lineage: Eukaryota; Viridiplantae; Streptophyta; Magnoliopsida; Amborellales; Amborellaceae.
AUGUCUUCGUAUAUUGAUGAAGAUAUAUCUCGGGGUCCUGAAGUUUUGGCGAAAUACAAGUUAGAAGGCAUGGAGGAUCCAGAGAUCUUUGCUUACUUCUCUAUAAAAGGCCGCCAAUUAUUGGAUUGGCGAACCAACCUGAUUGGGGAAUCUAUCCUCAACAGGCGUUCGGGGAUGUCUAAGGAUUAUCUAUAUCCAACCCUUUCUGGGAAGCUUAGGGAGCUGUACGGUUCCAAUCCCACAGGAUCCCAGUUCUUCGAGGAGAUGAAAUUGAGAAAAGAGGAUUUCUGUGAAUACGGUACCUUUAAUCGACAAUUGAUAAGACAGAUUAAAGGGUUCACAAAUAGCGUUUGUGAUGCAGCGGAACCAUGGCAAUUAGGAUCUCAAGACGCAGCAACGUCUACGAUGCAAGGAAUAAUAGACUUACAUCACGAUAUCUUUUUCUUCCUCAUUGUGAUUUUGGUUUUCGUAUUACGGAUCUUGGUUCGCGCUUUAUGGCAUUGAAACUAUAAAAAAACUCCAAUCCCGCAAAGGAUUGUUCAUGGAACUACUAUCGAGAUUCCGGACAUAAGUCAGUCUAUCAUCCUGAUGUUCAUUGCUAUACCAUCAUUUGCUCUGUUAUACUCAAUGGACGAGUCCGUAGUAGAUCCUGCCAUUACUAUCAAAGCUAUUGGACAUCAAUGGUAUUGGACUUAUGAGUAUUCGGACUAUAACAGUUCCGAUGAACAGUCACUCACUUUUGACAGUUAUACGAUUCCAGAAGAUGAUCCAGAAUUGGGUCAAUCACGUUUAUUAGAAGUGGACAAUAGA